AUGUCUGCGACAAAUCCCAAAGUGGAAUCGGAGAAGAAUUUAUCCAGCGUUGAAGUCACUGCAGUACCUCAAUUCAGUGACAAUGCGCAUCAUGUAGCUUUGGAAGAUGUAGAUGAAGCUGCAGCCUUCGUUGCUGGGUUUAAAGGGGAGAUAACCAAAGAGAUGUCAGAUAGAGUACGAAGAAAGUGUGAUCGGCAUAUGCUGCCUCUAAUGAUGGUACUGUAUUUUGUGCAAUUCACCGACAAAACGACACUAGGAUCAUCCGCUAUUCUAGGCAUUAAAACUGAUAACCACCUCACACAAGGACAAUACAACUGGCUGGGAACGAUAUUCUACUUGGCGUACCUUGUAUUCGAAUGGCCUCAAUCCGUAGCUCUGCAAAAAUUUCCUCCUGGUAAAUGGAUGGCUUGCAACAUUUUGGUAUGGGCCGUUGUUUUGUGCUGUCAUGCUGCUUGCUCAAGCUUUGCGGGACUUUUCGUCUGCCGGAUGUUCUUGGGUAUCUGUGAAGGCUCAAUCACUGCCGGAUUCUUGAUCCUUACAAGUAUGUUCUACACCCACGCCGAAGGUACUCAACGGGUCGGAUAUUGGUUCCUUAUGAACGGUACCGCUCAAAUCUUCAACGGAUUCGUCUCUUUCGGUGUAUAUCACAUCAAUCCUGAGAUCAUCCACCCAUGGAAAAUUUACAUGAUCAUCACUGGUGGUAUCACCCUAGUCGUCGGAAUAUGCUUUUGGUUUUUCAUCCCUGAUAACCCUAUGAAAGCUCGUUUCCUAACUCAUGAAGAGAAAAUUAUCGCUAUCGAGCGAUUGAGGGGUGAAUCUACGGGUAUUGAGAACAAGACUUGGAAGAAGGAUCAAUUCAUCGAAGCUUUGUUGGAUUGGAAAUCAUGGGCUUUCGCCAUCUAUGCUGGGUCCAAUAAUGUCGCCAAUUCUUUGACCAACAUGACUCAACUAAUCAUCAACUCUUUUGGAUUCACCGUCGGCCAAACAGCAUUACUAGGCUGCGUAUCUGGAGUGAUCGAGAUUCUCACCAUCUACUCAUCUGUAUUGGUGGUGAAGAAAUUCCCCAAUGCCAGAGCAUAUGUCGGAGCAUGUUAUUCGAUCCCCAACAUCGUUAGUGGAGCAUUGUUGAUUGGACUUCCUUGGUCUGCCAAAGCUGGUCUGUUAGUGGCGAUGUACCUUGGUGGAGUUGGUACACCGGGUUUCGUAUUGAGUCUUUCAUGGUGUGCGGCAAGUACUGCUGGACAUACUAAGAAGACCACUACCAAUGCGAUGUUAUUGAUUGGCUAUUGUUUAGGCAAUUUGCUAUCCCCUCAAAUGUGGGAGGCUAAAUACGCACCGAGGUACUACAUCCCAUGGGGCAUCAUCCUCGGUACAUACGUUAUCAACCCAAUCAUCCUGCUCGGAAUCCGAUACUUCCUCAAUAAGGAGAACAAGCGUCGAGACAAAUUGUUCGAAACUGGUCAAGCAGAGAACGAAAAGUUCGUGGAUGAACAAGGAAGAGAGAUCGAUUCUACUUUCCUGGAUAUUACCGAUAGAAAAAACCUUUCUUUCCGAUACCCACUCUAA
Molecule: messenger RNA, 1566 nt
Organism: Kwoniella mangroviensis CBS 8507
Lineage: Eukaryota; Fungi; Basidiomycota; Tremellomycetes; Tremellales; Cryptococcaceae
Exons: 15
Coding region: 1-1566 (521 amino acids)
Biological process (GO): transmembrane transport
Cellular component (GO): membrane
Molecular function (GO): transmembrane transporter activity
Source: RefSeq, a predicted model, not a curated record